This is a messenger RNA of Triticum turgidum subsp. durum (durum wheat), 1809 nucleotides long. The record is from the annotation of a GenBank genome assembly. NCBI's taxonomy places the organism in Eukaryota, Viridiplantae, Streptophyta, Magnoliopsida, Poales, Poaceae.
AUGGGGCUCUGUUUCAGCAAGAAGCAGCAGGACAAGCCACCGCCGCCGCAGCCGCAGCCGAGCGCCCCUGCGGCCACCACCAAGCCCAAGAAGCCUGCCAAGGUCGCCGCAGCCGCGGUGGUCGCCGGCGAUGAGAAGGCCAAGAAGGCGCCGCAGCCGAGGAGGGCGUCCAACGCGGACGAGUCUGCCGCGGCCGGCAAGAAGGCGGCGCCGAUCGUCGUGAAGGCCAACAAGGCGGCCGCGGGCGGGGAGGAGGAGAAGAAGGUGGAGCAGGCGAGGCCGGUGGUGGUGGUGGCCAAGGGGCCGAUGCCGGUGCGCACGUCCAGCUGCACCAAGGAGGAGGUGGACGCCAUCCUCAUCCAGUGCGGCCGCCUCAGCCGGAGCUCGUCCGGGAGCGAGACGAGGGGCGGGCACCGCUCCAAGAGGAGCUCCGACUUUGAUCCGUCCGGGGCCGGAGGCGCGGACGAGGAGGGCGACUGGGAGAGGAACGGGGUCCCCGUGUCCAGGCCGUCGCCCCACCGGGGCUCGCCGCAGAGGAAGCGCUCGGGGAGCCGGGAGAGGACCGGCGGAGGGAGCCGCAGGUCCAGCCGAUCGCCCGGACGGCGUGGGGAGGGCGGCGCGCCCUCUGCGACCUCGGCGGGCUCCGGCGCUGCCAGACAGCAGCCGGGAAAGAUGGUCUCCGUUCCGGCGAGGGAGAAGGGCCGCGCACCGUCGCCCGCGGCCGCGUCCGGGAAGAGGUGCGCGUCUCCGCGAUCGAGCUCGCCUGCGAGGGUGGCCGCGGCCAAUGAGAAUGCUGGAGGGGGACAGAAGACGGCGGGGCAAACGCCGGCGCUGAGCCGGAGCUCGUCAAGGAAGGCCGAGCAGUCGCCGCUCCGGCGCAGCCCCAUGGCCGAGAUCGACGAGAAUUCCCUCCGCAAUAACAACAGCAGCACCAAUACCAAGACCCAGAAGAAAUCGACUGAGAUUACUGUCGCCACCCCGACCCGGAAGACCACGGAGCGCGCAAAGGAGCAGAGUUCUCAGAAAGAGAAGGCGGAGGAGACCAUGGUUGCGGUGUCAGAGACUAGAGCGCCUUCGUCCAAGACCACCGAGACGCGCACGGUGAGCAUCGUGGCCGAGACCCCAGGCCGGAGGUCAGGCCGCCGUUCGCGCCGGGCGUCAUGCGACUUCGACCAGAACCCCGGCUUGUACGCCAGCCAUCUCCUCGAGGACAUCCAGAACUACCACACCUCCGCUACGGCCACCCCCGGAACGCCGCCAUCCUUCACGCUACCGGCCUGCGUCUCCAAGGCGCAGUCCAUCGUCGACGCCGUCGCCGACCUCAACUCCUCAUCGUCAGAGAGCCGCACCUGCGAGCCCGAUCGGAGCGUCGACGACAAGGCCUCUGUCAACGCGGCGGCCGGCGGGGAUGACCUUGACGCGCCGAGCGUGCACAGGUACGUGUCGGUGCGGGACAUCCGUGGCCGCGGGGAGAUGGAGCUGCAGGAGUCCGCGGGGAGCAACAGCCUCUCCGGCAACCUGUGGACGCCGUCGUGCGAGUCCACGGACCGGACGUGGAGCGGCUCGCGGUCGUCGAACAACGGCGACGAGGUCGUCGAGCAGGUCCCUAGCCACCACAGUGGCGCGCGCAGCCCGGUGAACCGGCCCAGGCAGAGCAAGCAGAGGGCGGCUGCGCAGCUGGAGCCAAGCGGCCGGUCGCGCGCCGGCAACUCCGGCGUCAAUGCUCACCGUGGACGCAGCGCUCACCGCGGCAGCGGCAGCGUGGCGAGCGGCCGAUCGGGCGUCCGUGGCGUCUCGGCGAGCACGUAG